AUGAAAAAAAAUAUUACUAAUAAUGACAAGAGACUUAAAAGUGCAGUAUAAUUCAAAUUUCAAGAGUUCUUGAGUUUAAAAUCUGAUUAAAUUACAACUACCAGAUUAUAAACUGGCACAACAACAUCUAGAAAUAUUGAAGAUAUUACAAGACCUUAAUAUUCAGAACCAAAAUUUCUAGGAAUUUUGAGAAGAGUUAGUUCUUAAAUCAGUGUUGAUAAACCAAUUGAUGAUGUUCAUUAAUCUUAAAAUUAGUCAAUAAAGGCUAUCAGUUCAGAAAGAACGUAAAAAGUGUGACUAUUACAAAAGU
This is a messenger RNA of Paramecium sonneborni, 310 nucleotides long. Lineage: Eukaryota; Ciliophora; Oligohymenophorea; Peniculida; Parameciidae. The record is from the annotation of a GenBank genome assembly.